GUAUUAAUUCGGGCAAAGCAGCUCCCCCGCCCCACUCGUUAGCCCCAGCUGGGCACCAGGUGCAACCCGUUAGGCAGGGUGUGUAUUUAAGGGAAUUUUGGGCCUUUUGUGGGUAUUUUCAGUAGGUGAUUGUGUUGUGUGUUGGGUGCAGGCACCGGUUCCUCUUUUCCCUGGUUAUGGGGGAGCAGAGCGGGGCAGCAGGGGUGCCGGGGGUCCUGCUGGCCACACCACCCCCUGAGGUGCUGGGCACGGUGCUGAGCCAGCGCCACGGCCCCCUGCCAUGCGUGGCCCCCAUCGCCCGCCUGCGCCGCGGCCCCACGGGGGGCUACGAGGCAGAGGGGGACCUGGCGGGGGUGCUGGAGCGGCGGCGGGUGGCCAACGCCAAGGAGCGUGAGCGGAUCAAAAACCUCAACAGUGGGUUCUCGGCGCUCAAAGCCCUUGUGCCCCUCGUGCCCCGCGACCGCAAGCCUAGCAAGGUGGACACGCUCAAGGCCGCCGCCGAGUACAUCCGCCUGUUGCGUGGGGUCCUGCAGGACACGGGGGGCCUGCAGCAGCAGGAGGACGGAGUGGCGCAGGUGAUGGGUGACAGUGGGGGGGUGCUGCUGGGGGCGGACUGGCCCCUCUCUGCCUCCCCGUGUCUGUGGGGUACCCCCAUGCCCCAAACCUGCCCAGGACCGUCGCGGCAGAGUGGGGAGCUGGUGCUUCCAGCCAACCCCUAAAAUAUAAAUCUGGGGGUGUGCUGCAGAGGAUGGUGCCCUGAGAGGGUGUCCUGUGACCUGCGUGGGACGUGGCGAUGUCCCUGCACAGAUUUUGGGGUCCCAGAGCCGGGAUGGAUCUGACCCCCCCGAGCUGCCCCCGUGUGCGGCGGGGUGUUGGUGUCCCCAGAGUGCUGCUGGGGCGGGGGGGCGACAGGUGUAAUUGCUCAUUAAAAUAUAACUAGGAAUUAGCACCGUGCUCAGGUAGCAGGGCUCGUUAACAAGCCCCUCCAAUUAAUCUCCAAAUAAAACCUGACUUUUUUUGGGGUGGCAAAA
Molecule: messenger RNA, 1031 nt
Organism: Cygnus olor (mute swan)
Lineage: Eukaryota; Metazoa; Chordata; Aves; Anseriformes; Anatidae
Gene: FIGLA
Product: folliculogenesis specific bHLH transcription factor
Exons: 4
Coding region: 177-719 (180 amino acids)
Biological process (GO): regulation of transcription by RNA polymerase II; developmental process
Molecular function (GO): protein dimerization activity; RNA polymerase II transcription regulatory region sequence-specific DNA binding; DNA-binding transcription factor activity, RNA polymerase II-specific
Source: RefSeq, a predicted model, not a curated record